AUCACGGAUCUGCUGCUGCGCCGUGUUUCGAAGCAGCAGCCUAGUACACCGAUGCGAAGUGAAUUCAGCAGAUGGCAGUAUCUGUCAAACCCGCGCGAGCGCCUCAACAAUGACACUUGCAACAUUGUAACAUUAAAACAUUCGAACGCGGUGCGCGCAGAUACAAUGUAUCGAACGCGGCAGAAGCUGCCGAGCCCAAGCAGAGACGCCGACGAGGAUUAAACCAGCGAUGGCUCUCCAUUUCUCUCUCACGUCUCUCGGGGAGCUCCAAUCUCUCGAUACUCGAACCGACAGCUAAUACUGCCAGGCACAGGCGGCUGCGUGCGUUACACGGGGCUCAUGGCGGAGUUUGUCGCCGAGAACUGCGGGGGCUCAUCGCCGAGCGCUGGCGGGAAAUCCGCCCAGCCUGGUGAAGAUGCGGACGGCAGUGCUGCGAGCGAGGUGUCGGUCUCAAACGGUGACUGUGGACUGUGUGCGCCCGAGAACCAGGGGCUCGAGACGGCCAACGCGUCUGUGGUGCUGGACGGCAAAACCGGAAUCCCACGGAAGGCCAGUAUUAUUAAGGAUGGUUCCAGACGUUGCAAGGAAAGGAAAAAGACAGUGUCCUUCAGUAGCAUGCCAACAGAGAAGAAGAUCAGCAGUGCAAGUGACUGUAUUAAUUCUAUGGUGGACGGGUCUGAACUGAGGAAAGUACGCUCCAAUUCCAGAGUCUACCACCGAUAUUUCCUCCUAGAUGCAGACAUGCAGUCUUUGCGAUGGGAACCAUCCAAAAAGGAGUCGGACAAGGCCAAGAUAGAUGUAAAAUCGAUUAAAGAGGUGCGAACCGGUAAAAACACGGACACCUUUAGGACCAAUGGAAUUUCAGAUCAGAUUUCCGAGGAUUGUGCAUUCUCUAUAAUCUAUGGGGAGAACUAUGAAUCGCUUGAUUUAGUGGCAAAUUCACCCGAUGUAGCAAAUAUAUGGGUGACUGGACUCAGGUACUUAAUAUCUUACGGAAAACAUACACUUAACAUGAUUCAGAGCAGUCAGGACAACAUGCGUGCGUCCUGGGUGGGCGACCUCUUCAACGAAGCGGAUGUCAUUGGUGGAAAAUGCAUUAGUCUUUGUUCGGCCGUACAGCUGAUCAAGAAUUUAAGUCCUGGGCUGAAAAAUGUCAAGAUAGAGCUUAAGUUCAAAGAGUUGCACAAAGCAAAAGAUAAAAUCAGUUCUGAUGUGAUCAAGGAGGAGUUCAUCGAAGUCUUUCACGACCUUUGCACAAGACCAGAAAUCUACUUUUUAUUGGUCCAGUUCUCAAGCAACAAGGAAUUUCUUGACACCAAGGACCUGAUGAUCUUUUUGGAGGCAGAGCAAGGCAUGGCCAAGGUGAGCGAAGACAUCAGUGUAGAAAUUAUUCAGAAGUAUGAACCCUCGAAAGAGGGGCAACUCAAGGGAUGGCUCUCCCUGGAUGGGUUUACCAAUUACCUCAUGUCAGCAGACUGCCACAUAUUUGAUCCUGAACAAAAAAUAGUGUGCCAAGACAUGAACCAACCCCUUUCUCACUAUUACAUAAACUCUUCCCACAAUACCUACCUGAUUGAGGACCAGUUCAGGGGUCCGUCAGACAUUACAGGCUACAUCCGUGCCCUAAAGAUGGGCUGCAGGAGUGUGGAACUUGAUGUGUGGGAUGGGCCCGAUAAUGAACCGGUCAUUUACACGGGCCAUACGAUGACCUCGCAUAUUGUCUUCCGCAGCGUCAUUGACGUCAUCAACAAGUACGCUUUCGUAGCCUCGGAAUUUCCUCUGAUCCUGUGCUUGGAGAAUCACUGUUCCUUGAAUCAACAGAGGGUAAUGUUUCAGCACCUGAAGAAAAUACUCGGAGACAAAAUUCACAUGGAUCCUCCAAACCUUGAGGACAACUACCUUCCGUCCCCUUCUGAACUAAAGGGCAAGAUUCUUCUGAAAGGAAAGAAACUUGCGAGCAACUGCACCGGCUCCGAAGGCGAGGUGACGGAUGAGGAUGAGGGUGCAGAAAUGUCUCAAACGACGAACAACGAAGGUGGUGAGCAGCAGACAGUUGUUCAACCUAAAAAGUUCCAGCUUUCUAAGGAUCUCUCGGACUUGGUGACCUUAUGCAAGUCUGUUAGGUUUAAGGAUUUCCAGACGGCUUUCCAGAACCAGAAACACUGGGAGCUCUGCUCCUUCAAUGAGGUCUUUGCCAAUCGGUGUGCCACUGACCACCCUGGUGAGUUUGUUAACUACAACAAGAAGUUUCUAGCGAGGGUUUACCCAAGUCCAAUGCGAAUUGAUUCCAGCAACAUGAACCCACAGGACUAUUGGAAAUGUGGCUGUCAAAUAGUAGCAAUGAACUAUCAAACACCUGGUCUCAUGAUGGACCUCAACAUCGGCUGGUUUAGACAAAACGGGAACUGUGGGUAUGUUUUACGCCCAGCGAUCAUGAGGGAGCAUGUGUCUUAUUUCAGUGCUAAUACUAAAGACUCUGUUCCAGGAGUGUCUCCACAGCUUCUUCACAUCAAGAUAAUUAGCGGACAAAAUUUCCCCAAACCCAAGGGCUCAGGCGCCAAAGGCGAUGUGGUAGAUCCCUACGUUUACAUUGAAAUUCAUGGCAUUCCUGCAGAUUGUGCAGAACAAAGGACUAAAACGGUCCAUCAGAAUGGCGACAACCCCAUCUUUGACGAGAGUUUCGAGUUUCAGAUCAACCUUCCGGAACUGGCAAUGGUGCGCUUUGUUGUUCUGGAUGACGACUACAUUGGGGACGAGUUUAUCGGUCAGUACACAAUUCCGUUUGAAUGCAUUCAACCAGGUUUCCGCCACAUUCCCCUCCAGUCGCUGACGGGUGAAGUCCUUCCACAUGCCUGGGUCUUUGUGCAUGUGGCCAUUACUAACCGUCGUGGUGGUGGUAAACCUCACAAAAGGGGGCUUUCGGUCCGCAAGGGUAAAAGGGGUCGUGAGUACGCCACUAUGAGAAUACUUCUCAUCAAGGCUGUAGAUGAAGUCUUUAAAUCUGCUGCGCUGCCACUUCGGGAGGCCACUGAUCUCAGAGAGAACAUGCAGAAUGCCAUAGUGCCGUUUAAAGAGCUUUGCGGUCUGUCUGCGGUGGCCAACCUGAAGCAGUGUAUACUAGCGCUCUCCCCGCGCCUCAUCGGGCCGGACAGCAGCCCGCUUCUGCUGUUUAACCUCAGAGAUCAGUAUCCCACCAUGGAGGCCCAGGGCCUGCUGCCUGAAGUCCUGAAGAAAGUGGUCACCGCGUAUGAGAUGAUGAUCCAGACCAGCCAAACGCUGCUGGAGAACUCGGACGGUGUGUACGAGCGAAUACUGCAAGUCCAGAAAUCAGCGAUGGAGUUCCAUGAGAAACUACACGACCUGGCGGUGAAGGAGGGACUGAAGGGAAGAAAACUGCACAAAUCUGUAGAGAGCUUCACCUGGAACAUCACCAUUCUGAAGGGCCAGGCCGAUCUGCUGAAACACGCUCGGGCAGAAGUGCUGGAAAACGUGAAACAGAUCCACUACGCCGCGCUCACCUGUGACCUGGCCAAGGGAGGAGUGCGACCCUCAUCCGGGUCGGGCUCCAAGAUCCGCCGCAGCCUGGACGCCAUCCCGGAGUCCAUCGCAGAGAAGGCGUUCAGGGAGGACGACAUCACAGACGAGGAGAACUGAGUCGAAGCGUCCCGCCAAAUCCCAUAAAUCCUCUCCCAGGGUCGCCGUGUACCGAGAGAACAUUUCACAAGAUCUCAAAAGCGUGGAUUCAGAAUGAAACGGAGCCAAGGCGUCCUCAACUUCCCGUUCCCGUCCCCUGUCCGUGUCUCUCCGGCGUCAGGUGGGUGUCGACGAGGCCGAACUUCGCUCCAGGGCUUUCUACAAGCACAAACUUUGAGUAUUAGGAGGAAUUAGAACUGGAGCCAUGAAUGUAACGAGACGUCGUGUGCGAGGAAAGAAGGAAGCUGUUUACAAUAAAGAACUACUUCGUGUUCUGUCUGCCAAAAUCAUAUGUGUGUGUAUAUACAGUAUAAAUAUAUAUAUGGAGAUCUGUUACCUUUUUUGCUAUGUGAACUUCUAAUGGAUCAGAUUAUUUUGUUAUGAGAAAUGGAUGUUUUAAGAGCUCAUAUUUUAUUUGCUUGUACAGAACUUGAGAUGUGGAUCUUGCGAGACGGCCCUGGCCCUUUAUGGGCUUUUUUUAAAUUACUUGUAUAAAUGCAGGAGGAUUUGGAGGAUGUGGUUCGAGAGAGAAUCAAGAUUUAGAUAUUACCAGCAGUUACUGUACAUGAGAGUCUCUGGAUGAUGGUUUUGUCUCUUUGGCCACGUGCACAAUGCAAAAUUGAAAUGCACUUACAUGUAAUCAUUUAGCAGAUGUUUUUAUCCAAAGCAACUUACAAAUUAAAAUUUACUAAAGUUGUCAUUCUGUGUGUGUACAGAAUACAGGCCUAAAGAUUUUGCAUAACGUGUUCCUAAAAAAAAAACCACGAAAGCCAACAGUUUAGCCCAGUGGUUCUCAACCUUUUUACCUCCAAUGCCAACGCUAUCUCACGGCCAAUUCGUACGUAUUUUACGAGGUGGCUUAUUCGUACGAAUUUGUACGACCUCACUCGUACGAUUUUAUACGAUUUGUCUAAACCCCAAUGACGGUUGGGUUUAGGGAAGGGGUUAGGUGUAGGUCAUACGUACAAAUUCAUACGAAUUGUUAAACUCAUAAAAUACAUAUGAAUUUGUACGAGUGUGGUCGUACGAAUAAGCCACCUUGUGAAAAAUGUACGAAUUGCCGUGAGAUCGGGUUGCCAAUGAACAAUAUUUGAAGGUCCUGCUUAAUUUAAGGGAUUAAAAAUUGAUAUUUUUACUCUAUUCUUUUAAAAUCUAUUGGAAUAUGACAUGCAAAAAAGAAAAGAAAAAAUGCUUGUUUUAGGAUUGUAUUAAUUUAUAUGACUUUUUCAGGACUAGCAAUUAAAAUUAAUUGAAUUAAAUAAAAUAAAAAAAUUUGAAGGCCUCACUUAAUUUAAGGUCAAGAUCAAGGAUAAGGAUUUUAAAGGAUUUUAUUCACAAAUAAAAAUGUGAAAAUUCUUUAUACAAAAUAUGAAUUAUGCUAUAAAGUUUUAUUAAUUGACUUUUCCAGGUCUAGAAAUUUUAAAUGAAUUCAAAUGAAAAUUCUAAUCUUUUUAAGUCAUCUUGAAGCCCCUCUGGAGGAUUUGCUCAUGUUGAGAACCAUUGGUUUAAAUACAGUAGCUUGAUGUUAAUUGUUAGAACUGUUCUAGUCUUUCUACUUUAAAAUGUAAUUUAAUGUUACAUUAAAUGUUACAAAUUUGACUCCUAAACUGCUGGCGAAUUUGAAAUUUAUUACCAAGUAGAUUUCUCUGAGUGAAUGAGUGGCAAGCAUAUUUCCCUGCAGUGUGUCGGUGGUCUUUGAGAGCGGACUGAAUACUGUACGUCAAGUGUUAGGAUUACUGCUUCUCAGUCAUUCCUGGAAACAAAGUAGUUCAUGUGUGUUCAGAUGAGAUCCUGCCUUGUUGCUGAAGUUGUGUCUUACAUUGCCUUUUUUAAACCCAACUUCUCGUUGCUUCUAGUUUGUAAAGUGUUUGUUUCCGGCUCAUUCCGUUGGUCUUCUCAUUGUGCCAUUCUACUGUUGGACCCUGUGAACCACUUCCAUUGGAUUUUACAUGUUGUGACCAGAGAUUAAACUGGACAUGAAAAGAAACUAGUCUGUUUAUACAUUUCAGUCAGUGCUGUUAUUGUGUAUUUAUAACUAUAGUUAACCAUUUAUACCAGUAAAGAGUGGAUGAUAGUUUCUAAGAGAAUAUCACUUUUGUUUAAUUCUGUUAAGACCCAGUGCUCUGAAAUAAACCAUGUUAAGUACA
Carassius gibelio (silver crucian carp) is the source of this 5840-nucleotide messenger RNA. Its product is annotated as inactive phospholipase C-like protein 2. Lineage: Eukaryota; Metazoa; Chordata; Actinopteri; Cypriniformes; Cyprinidae. The transcript is spliced from 6 exons. The record is from RefSeq and is a predicted model, not a curated record. Gene Ontology annotation, biological process: intracellular signal transduction; lipid metabolic process. Bases 340 to 3654 code for a protein of 1104 amino acids. Gene Ontology annotation, molecular function: phosphatidylinositol-4,5-bisphosphate phospholipase C activity.